Molecule: messenger RNA, 483 nt
Organism: Leptopilina heterotoma
Lineage: Eukaryota; Metazoa; Arthropoda; Insecta; Hymenoptera; Figitidae
Exons: 5
Coding region: 116-472 (118 amino acids)
Source: RefSeq, a predicted model, not a curated record
GUUACGUUCACUCGAGCGGCUCAUAGUGCGUUCCUAGAACAAAAGAAAAAUAUUUUUCAGAAAAAUAUAAAAAGAAAUUUCGUGAAAAAAUAAGCCAAUCAGAGCGCUCCUCAUAAUGCUUCUUCUUGACAAAAGUUUUGCAACAUGGAUCGAGGCGUCGGCUCUUAUUUUUCCUAUUAUUCUUUCAAACAUCAUGAAUUUCCGGGGACAACUUGAAGAUUGUCAUAAUUCGACUAAUCGAUUCCGGAAAAAAUUGGAAUUAUCCAUUCAUUCGUGGCCAAUAUUCAGCUGCGAAAUUGCAGAGUCCGGCAACGAGGAAUUCGAGUCGUUAACUAUGAAGAACGAAAAGGAAGAAAGGAAGGACAGAAAGGAUAUGGGAACGAAAUGCGACGUGCUGGAGAUAAAGCAGCUUCUACAUCCCUUUUCACUUGAGAGUCAGCAACGAGUGAGUCCCCCCUAUCUCAAAAGUUGAUGUGGCGCAGA